This is a messenger RNA of Zingiber officinale, 804 nucleotides long. RefSeq names its product 60S ribosomal protein L24-like. Gene Ontology annotation, molecular function: structural constituent of ribosome; mRNA binding. The record is from RefSeq and is a predicted model, not a curated record. Lineage: Eukaryota; Viridiplantae; Streptophyta; Magnoliopsida; Zingiberales; Zingiberaceae. Gene Ontology annotation, biological process: cytoplasmic translation. The transcript has 5 exons. Gene Ontology annotation, cellular component: cytosolic large ribosomal subunit. The coding region runs from base 105 to 596 and encodes 163 amino acids.
AAUUAACAUGAGGCAUAAAAGGCCACUUGACUUUCCUUAUCAAUGGUACACAUACGCGUCAAUAGGGUUUCCGUUUUGCGAGCGAGGGAGCAGCAGCUGCAGCCAUGGUUCUCAAAACUGAACUCUGCCGCUUCAGUGGUGCCAAGAUAUAUCCUGGAAAGGGAAUUCGAUUUGUGCGUUCGGAUUCUCAGGUUUUUCUUUUUUCAAAUUCAAAAUGCAAGAGGUAUUUUCACAACCGACUUAAGCCUGCAAAACUCACCUGGACAGCAAUGUACCGGAAGCAGCAUAAGAAGGAUAUUCAUGCUGAAGCUGUGAAGAAAAAGCGUCGGGCUACCAAAAAGCCGUAUUCUAGGUCAAUAGUUGGUGCUACUUUAGAGGUGAUUCAGAAGAAGAGAACUGAGAAGCCUGAAGUCCGAAAUGCUGCUAGGGAAGCUGCUCUUCGUGAAAUCAAGGAGAGAAUCAAGAAAACAAAAGAAGAGAAGAAGGCUAAGAAGGUUGAAUUGGCAGCGAAGACGCAAAAAACUCAGACAAGAAGCGCGCCGAAGGGUGCAGCACCGAAAGGUCCUAAGCUUGGUGGUGGUGGAGGAAAACGUUGAUGCGUGGUGCAUUCUUAUUUCAGUACCUGUUUUCAAGAGAUUUUAGCACGUUAAUCGACCUUCAACUAUGGAAUUUUCAAAACUUUUCAGAAAGUGUUAAAAGUGUUAUAUUGAAGAUCAAGAGCUUCUACUUUCUAUCUUUAAGAUGCAAUGUAGAGAUAUUGGUUGCUUCUAUUUCAACAAGUUCAACUAAGAAAGGUUCAUAAUA